Messenger RNA from Salvia splendens (bonfire salvia), 3709 nucleotides. RefSeq names its product serine/threonine-protein phosphatase 7 long form homolog. Gene Ontology annotation, biological process: meristem development; meristem maintenance. The record is from RefSeq and is a predicted model, not a curated record. Bases 1891 to 3579 code for a protein of 562 amino acids. The transcript has 5 exons. Lineage: Eukaryota; Viridiplantae; Streptophyta; Magnoliopsida; Lamiales; Lamiaceae.
CUCUUCCCAAUUCUUCCUCACAUUCCAAAAUUCCCAAAAUGGAACUAAAUCCCCAACUUCUCUUUUCUUUCCAAAAUCCCGAAGUCAGCAUUUAGAAUUGGGGAAGGCAGAUCCCUAGUUGAAACCAGCACAUCAGCGGCGAACCCUUCGGUUUGGAGUGAGGAGCAGCGGCGGUUCCCUCUCCGUCGAGUUUCUCUCACUCCCGUGAAUUUACCGUCAAUCACCAAGUUUAUCGGAUGUCUCUUCCGGCGCCACCGAUGUGUCGGCCCUCUCUCUCCGGCGAACCCGUCGUAGCCACCGCCCCUUUUCUCGCGGCGGAGGGUCAUCGCCGGCGUGUUGGGCUCUCGCCCUUGCUCCCAGCUGCUCGUGGAUGUUGCGAGCAGCAGCUUCCCCCGUUGCCGCUAUCUCGCGCUGUUGCUGCUGGUCUAUUCCGGCAUCGGCAUCGGCGCCGUUCUGUUCCUUUACGGUUCAAUCCCCAUUUCCGAAAGCUAAGUUCAUUGCCUUUAUUCCUCUGAGCUUGGUUUAUUACUCGUGGGUUAUGGGCAGUCGUUAGGUGUGUGCAUUCCUGAGCAGUACCAAAGCUUCCCCCAAAUCCAUGUCUGCUCUUUUCUUUUUGCUACUGCUAUGGUUAAUGGAGGAAAUCGCGUAUAUAGGCCACUUGGCCUUUAAAAUAACGCAAAUGUACCCAUUUUGUUAUCAAUUCCAUUUAUGGGAAAAACGCCGAUGAAGUUGGCGUGUUCAUAAGUAAAAACGCCAUUGAGAUUGGCGUGUCUAUACUGUAAAACGCCAUAUGUUGGCGUUUUACAAUGACACCGUAUUCUGCUCGUAUUUUUAACCAAAAUACUUAAAUUUGAACACGCCAAUCUGGAUGACGUCUUUACUAAAUAAAACGCCAAGUUCAUUGGCGUGUUUAACUUAAAAACGCCAACCUGAUCGGCGUCUUUACUAAAAGACGCCAACACCAUUGGCGUCUUUGUUCAGAAGCAUAUAAUAGCAGCAGACAGUCGCGAAAAAUUAACCUCACAGACCAAAUCCUUCGCAAAUUUUCUCUAGCAGCGGCCAAAUCCUUCGCAAAUUCGUCCGUGUCUUUGUGAUUUCGCCCUCCAUUCAUCAAUUGGUGCUAGUUUUCCCCAAAUUCGUCCAAUUUAUUCGGUUAGUAUGCUUAUCUUUUACAUUAUUAGAGUAAUUGUUGGAUACUUAGCUAGGGUUUGUAAUGUGUUGCGAUUUGAGUUGAAAUAUUGUGCAUAUGGAUUAUUUGUAUGACGGUAGUGUUCAUAAGUAAAAACGCCAUUGAGAUUGGCGUGUCUAUACUGUAAAACGCCAACAUAGUUGGCGUUUUACAAUGACACCGUAUUCUGCUCGUAUUUUUAACCAAAAUACUUAAAUUUGAACACGCCAAUCUGGAUGACGUCUUUACUAAAUAAAACGCCAAGUUCAUUGGCGUGUUUAACUUAAAAACGCCAACCUGAUCGGCGUCUUUACUAAAAGACGCCAACACCAUUGGCGUCUUUGUUCAGAAGCAUAUAAUAGCAGCAGACAGUCGCGAAAAAUUAACCUCACAGACCAAAUCCUUCGCAAAUUUUCUCUAGCAGCGGCCAAAUCCUUCGCAAAUUCGUCCGUGUCUUUGUGAUUUCGUCCUCCAUUCAUCAAUUGGUGCUAGUUUUCCCCAAAUUCGUCCAAUUUAUUCGGUGAUUUAUGGCAUCUUCUUCAACUUCUCGUCGUCGGCUCUUAUGUGGUCCUGAGGACCCCUCCGUAUUAUAUCUGCAGAGACAACACGUCUCUAAUAACAUAUGGGCAUGAGUGCCAUCGGAAGACGUACGGUGUAGAAGAUACGAAGGAAUCAUAUGGGAUGUUCCCAUAAAUCCUCGUGUUUUGGCGGUUAUAGAUGAGAUGGGGUUCGGCGGGAUGUUGAGGUGUGGUCAACCGAAAGACAUUGACCAACAUCUUAUCACCGCUUUGAUUGAACGUUGGAGGCCAGAGACUCACACGUUUCACUUUCCAGUCGGUGAAGCGACUGUGAGCUUAGAGGACGUGGAGGUCUUAUGGGGCCUCAAAACUGACGGUGAGCCUCUGACGGGUUACAUCCCCAGUAAGGAUGUCAACUAUUGGAAGGAUGUUUGUUUGGAUUUUCUUGGCUUUAUUCCAGAUGCAGUUGAUCUAAAAGAAUUGAACUGGAAGCAGACAAGCUUAUCAAAUCAACUGCGGAUUGAGUUGAGUGAUGACCACGAGCAAUACAUGUACAAUCAACGUGCUCGUGUGUAUUGUCUGCUGUUACUGGGUGGUCUACUGAUCCCGAACGCUACCGGUAAUAAAAUUCCCUUCUUCUACCUUCAGUUUUUCAUGGAUAUAGAACAAUGUGCUAGCUAUAGCUGGGGAGGUGCGACUCUUGCCUGCUUGUACCACAAUCUAUGUGAAGCUGCACUUGGUAAGAGGACCGAUGUCGGGGGAGCUCUUACAUUGUUACAGCUGUGGGCUUGGGAAAGAAUCCCAAUUAUUAGACCGCAGAUGCUGAACCCCGCGCCCGUAGACUACUUACCAUGUGCAGUCGCAUGGACUGGUCGGGCCUCUUAUGUAAAAGCACCGGGGCAUUGCAUUGAAACUUUCAGAGAUCAGUUCUCAACAAUGCAUGCCAAUCAGUUUAUUUGGAGGCCGUAUGAAUCGCGAAAUCUGCCGGAUGUUUGUGUUGCCGGUCGUCCUAUAUGGACGUCGAUGACAACACUAAUCUGCUGGAAUAUGGUUGAGCCACACAUGCCACAGCGGGUGUUGCGACAAUUUGGGAUUGUCCAACCUUAUAUCCCGAUUGUCGACCGGUUCCACGGAUCUGAUUUUACGAAACAGGAUCGACGUGGCAAAGCAGGUCGGAACUGGGUUCAGUGGCACGCCAAUCAUAUACAAGAUUGGCAUAAUAGGCACGACACGGUGUAUGUUGAUUUGGAGUACUCAAUGGUGCCUGUUGCUACCGAUGAGUACAUAGAUUGGUUUCGCCGGAUAACCGUGGUGUACCUAACAAAACCUGGGGUGCAUUCUCAUGAGGGCUUCCAUGAAACGGCGGCCUCUCAUCACUACGCGGUGGAGACCCUUCACAAAAUACGCCACUUUCUUAGGGAGCAAGACAUGUCAGGACGGCCGGAUUUAUUCACCAUCUCGAGAAUGGUUGAAGAUGGCCUCCAGAUAUGUGGGGAAGCUGAGACGAUGGACCACCGUCCUUCACAGCGCUCUGAGCUGGACCUUGACAUGCCCGUGCGGCAAAAAGCGAAGCGGCGUGGAAAGAAGAAAGUUGGUGGAGAGUCGUCAUCAUCAAGGAUGGAUACCCAGUUGGUUGAUGAUUCUGAUGACGAUUUUGUGGCUUCACCUCCACCAAGAUCUGCCGUGCGGGGUCGUCACUCAGUCAGCCACACGGGUGGUACAGGAGAAGAUUUCGGUCUCAGCGAUCAACAAACUCCACCUCGGUCUUCUGCGAGAGACGACAUUGAUUUAGAGAAUGCCGUCGUUGAAGAUACUCCUCCGUCUAGAAUCCCUAAGACCAGCAUCGGGAAGGGAAUCCGUAGUCUGUUUAUGCGUAAAAGGCGAGACGAGUGAACGUUGCCCGAACUUUUUAUAUUGGUGUUUUUACAUUGAUUUGAACGCUUUAUAUAAGUAAUUUGAUAUAUUGUAUUGAUAUUGGUGUUUUUUCAUUCAUUUGGCGUAUGUAUAUUAGUAAUUUGAUAAA